Emys orbicularis (European pond turtle) is the source of this 393-nucleotide messenger RNA. RefSeq names its product POP7 homolog, ribonuclease P/MRP subunit (gene POP7). Gene Ontology annotation, biological process: tRNA 5'-leader removal. The record is from RefSeq and is a predicted model, not a curated record. Gene Ontology annotation, cellular component: ribonuclease MRP complex; nucleus; nucleolar ribonuclease P complex. Gene Ontology annotation, molecular function: nucleic acid binding. Lineage: Eukaryota; Metazoa; Chordata; Testudines; Emydidae.
AUGGCGGAGCCGGCGCCCCCCGCGGCGGAGCUGGCCCUGCGGCGCCGCUGCCCCCCCCGCCUGCCGCGGCGCCCGGGCGACGUCUACGUCAACAUGCAGACGGAUUUCAAGGCGCAGCUGAGCCGGUGCCAGAAGCUGCUGGGCCCCGGCGGCGGCUGCGCCGAGAUCUGCAUCCACGGGCUGGGCCUGGCCAUCAACCGGGCCAUCAACAUCGCCCUGCAGCUCCAGGCGGGCGGCGCCGGCGCCCUGCGGCUCGCCGCCAACACUUCCACCGUGCCGCUGGCCGAUGGGCUGGAGCCCCAGGGCGACGAGGACGGGCGCCCGCCCCUCGCCCGGGCCCGCAACAACUCUGCCAUCCACAUCCGGGUGUGCCGGGCUGCGCCCCCGCCCUGA